Drosophila biarmipes is the source of this 1014-nucleotide messenger RNA. RefSeq names its product pre-mRNA-splicing factor Syf2. Bases 102 to 782 code for a protein of 226 amino acids. The transcript has a single exon. Gene Ontology annotation, cellular component: post-mRNA release spliceosomal complex; catalytic step 2 spliceosome; Prp19 complex. Lineage: Eukaryota; Metazoa; Arthropoda; Insecta; Diptera; Drosophilidae. The record is from RefSeq and is a predicted model, not a curated record.
CGGCUUAAUACCACAAAGCCAUAUCGACAACACAAAGCAAUAUAAACAACGCAAAAUUCACAAUUUCCGAGAUAAAAACUAGUCUCCCAAACAAACAAACAAUGGAGACGACCAAAACGGCUGCGGAGAAGCUGGCGGAGCGCAAGGCGCGUCUAUUGGAGCUGCACAAGAAGCGGCAGGAAGCGCGCACGGACAACCACCAGGAAGUGGUGGCGGAGGACGCCCGCAAGAAGCUGCCAAAGAACUGGGAGGCCCGCAAGCGCCAGGCGGAAUGGAUACUUGCCGACGACAAGGCGCGCUCCGAGGCCCAGGCGGCGGGCAAGGAUUACGAGCGCCUCAAGCUACUGGAGGUAUCCGCCCUGGAUGCGGAUCGCAUUGAGAAAAAGCAGAGGCGCAAGGACAAUCCCGACCUGGGUUUCUCCACCUACGAGGCGCAGACGGCCAGGCAAUACAACAGAUUGGUCAAGAGCAUGCCCGCCCGUGACAUGGAGAAGUACGAGAGGCAGAAAGAGGAGCUCGGCGACGCCUUCUACGGCGGGGCACACACCACUUUGCACUCGAGGACGAAGGACACUCCGGGUGCCAUCAACAAAAUGGUUGAGGAUCUGGAGCAGCAGAUCGAGCGCCGCAAGAAGUACUCGCGCAGGAGGAUCUACAACGACGACGCGGAUGUGGACUUCAUCAACGAGAGGAACUCCAAGUUCAACAAGAAACUGGACAGAUUUUACAGCGAGCACACGGCCGAGAUCAAACAGAAUCUGGAGCGCGGAACAGCCAUCUAGGUUAAGUCUUUCUGUAUUUUGUAACUAUAAGAUUCAUACCUGAAUGGUACCUAAUUUUCCUUGUCUAUGUUCAUUCAGGGAGUAACCACACUACCGAAGCCAAUAAUAGACAAUUCUUAUGAAAUUUUAUUUAAAAAUUAAAAUACAAACCUUUUUAUAAAAUCAAUCCACCAUAAAAUAGUUCAUUUUAAUACAACAAAAUAAAUAGAUUAUUAAAGAACAAAUGAAAUGA